Molecule: messenger RNA, 1335 nt
Organism: Biomphalaria glabrata
Lineage: Eukaryota; Metazoa; Mollusca; Gastropoda; Planorbidae
Product: methionine adenosyltransferase 2 subunit beta-like
Exons: 6
Coding region: 161-1057 (298 amino acids)
Biological process (GO): S-adenosylmethionine biosynthetic process
Cellular component (GO): methionine adenosyltransferase complex
Molecular function (GO): methionine adenosyltransferase regulator activity
Source: RefSeq, a predicted model, not a curated record
UAGCCCACAACAUUAUUUUGGCGACCCCGACGCCAGAACGAACGCCACGCCAUUAUUGGGACGACCCAGUGAAGGGAUCGAAGAACGCCAGAACAUUGCCUGAAGUGUUCGUGGAACAUUGAGAAGCCGAAAGUUUUACUUCGCUGUCAAGAUUGCAGAAAUGGAUAAAAAAAUUAUUAUAACUGGAGCAUCUGGUCUUCUGGGAAGAGAAUGUUUUAAAAUAUUUGAUAGUGACAAUGAAUGGACUGUGUUAGGACUGGCAUAUUCCAGAUCAAGUGACAAGUUGAAAAGAGUAGACUUAACAAACUUUCAACAAGUGGCCAGUGUUUUUAGAGAGUUCAAGCCAGAUGUCAUUCUUCAUGCAGCAGCUGAAAGAAGACCUGAUGUAGUGGAGAAAGAAGAAGAUAAAACCAAACAAAUAAAUGUUGAGGCUACAAGAAACUUGUGUCAAUUAGCCAAUGAAUUGGGGGCCUAUGUCAUUUUCAUCAGCACUGACUAUGUCUUUGAUGGCAGGAAUCCACCCUACAAGAUAACAGACAAGCCUAACCCAUUAAAUAAAUAUGGUUUGAGUAAAGCAGAAGGAGAAAAAGUUGUGAUGGAGUAUAGCUCAGGAAACAUUAUUUUUAGAGUACCUGUAUUAUAUGGAAGUGUUGAGAGACUUGAUGAAAGUGCUGUCACAGUACUGUUUGACAAAGUCAAGGACUCUAGUCAAUCAGCUGAGAUGAACCAUUGUGAGCGACGUUACCCCACCUCAUGUUCAGACUUAGCAGUUGCCCUCAAAAUUCUUAUGGAUAGCAGAAUUAAAACUCCAGAUUUAACUGGCUAUUUCCACUGGAGCGGCACUGAUAUGAUGACUAAAUAUGAUAUGGCUUUGGCAAUGGCCCAGUUAUUUGGACUUCCCUCCCACCAUUUAAUAGCCGAUGUCAAGCCUUCUACUGGAGCACCUCGACCUUAUGAUUGCCAGCUUGACUGUUCAAGGAUGGAAUCCUUAGGUGCCACUAAGAGAACGCCAUUCAAGACUGGCAUCAAAUCAGUUUUAGAGAAAUUUUAUCCUUGACCAGUAUUUCAUUAGCAAUGUUAAAUAGUAUUAAAUAGUAGUAUUUUUGGCAUAAAUCAGUCAAAUACUAAUCAUUCUAAUCCAGCAAAUUAUAUUUAUUAUGUAUUUUAAUUUCAUAUCAAGUGUGUGAGCUUUAAGCUCAGAACUGAACACUGACACAGUAUAGUUACAACAUUAUAUUGUGAUCUAAAAUACCAGUCUUAGAUUUAUGAAUUCAUACUAGUUACCUUGUUUUUUAAUUGAAAGCAUUUAUUUUCAUUGUGUUCAUGAGGUUAAAU